Chelonoidis abingdonii (Abingdon island giant tortoise) is the source of this 984-nucleotide messenger RNA. The record is from RefSeq and is a predicted model, not a curated record. NCBI's taxonomy places the organism in Eukaryota, Metazoa, Chordata, Testudines, Testudinidae.
GAAGCCAUGGCUGCUGGCACAGGGAAAGGUGACUCAGCCAGAGGCACCAACCCAGGGUGGAAGAUACAACCAAAUGAUUUUAAGGUGAAUUACAUCCCAGGUGUAUGUCCAAGAGUGACGUACCUGCUCUAUGAAAUCAGGUGGGGCAGAAGUACCAAGUUCUGGAGGCACUGGUGUCGAAACACCCCAACCCAGCACGCCGAAAUCGCCUGUCUGGAACAUGACUUCAAGAAGUUAAAGUUCAGGCCAUCAGUGCACUGCUCCAUCACCUGGUUCCUGUCCUGGAGCCCCUGUGGGAAAUGCUGCCAGAGUAUAGUGGAGUUCCUGAGGGCACACCCCAGUGUGACUCUGAAGAUAAAAGCAGCGUGGCUUUUUAGGCAUAUGGAUGAACGCAACCGACAAGGCCUCAGGAAUCUGAUGGAGAAUGGAGUAGCCCUAUACAUCAUGAACCUGCCAGGGUCUUCCUUCAUUGUUAGCAAGACAUGCACACCGCUGAGUAUCAGCAGCACACCUUCAAUCUCCUCUUGUGAGACAACUAGUGCCAAAUGCUUUUGCAAGAGUACUGUGCAGCAGCCAAUGACUGGCAGCCUUUACAUACUUACCAGCCCCACACCCACAUCUAUUGACCUACUAGCCUGAAGCACCAGCCAAUCAUUGCCAGACAGCAGGGCUGCAAAAGGAGCCACUCAGAAGCAGCCAGCAAGAAGUUCUGAAAAAGCAGCCAAUAAGUAUUCAACAGGACCUUGGGUCUCCAUACGCAACACACUGGGGUUGGGGGAUUGAGUCUCCUCACCAGCCCUGCAUGCCCUUUGAGUAGGGGGCAGGGGCUGGAGCCGAUCCCUUUGUACCUGCAGUUGGAGAUGUCUCUGUGCCUUCCACCUUGGUGAUCAGGAAAAUCCAACAGUAUAUAUGUUUGCAGUGUUGUUGCAGCCAUGUUGGUCCCAGGAUAUGACUGAGACGAGGUAAUCUCUUUUAUUGGACCAA